CUGUCUGAAAACCAGAUAAAUGGAGUCAAAGAUUAUGGAACAGCUGCUGAGAUGACCAGGACCUCUCCUAUCUAUCCUAGAUCCCUGACACCACAUGAGAUACACGGUUACUUCAGUGGUAUUUAGGUACUAUUGUAUUGAAGGUAUGGAUGUUAGAGCACUUAAGAAAUACAGUUCAUAUUCAGAUACUCUUUGCAGAUUCCUAGGCUGAGGAAUUGUUGUUUAUUAUCAUUAUCCAAACUGAGGCGUAAUUCCGCCGGUUCUCACCCUCCGGUCCAGCAGGUGGCGCUGUUAACCGUUGAUCUUCGCUUUGUCCGCCGCCAAAAUGCUCAUUUCACUGAAGAAGUAUUUUUCUUUUAGGAAGAAGAUCCCGACAAAGCGGCCCUGUUUCUUUUCAGCCUGAAAAAGUCCAAGAAUCAGAAAAGCGACGAUGUAUGCCAGGACAAAUACCGGCAACACACACGGAGACUUUCAAGACAGAAACGGGGUCAAUUAUGUGACAUCAACAGAGUCCUUCGGCCACUGCUCUCAAUUGUUCUGGAAGAAGGAUCCCAACGACUCCGGGCCAAGUUCGACCAUCAGCUGGUGCAAUCAGCUCCCUUCCUCUUCAGCAGCUCUCUCCACCUCCAGUCUUUCCUCAGCAUCACUCUCCAGCUCCAGUCUCUCCAUGGAGUCACAAGCACCAGCGCCCACGACGACGGCGACAGAUGACAUGGAAUCAGAUGAGAGGCCAUACGUCUGCGACCUGUGCAACUGUGCUUACAAGCAUGCUAGCUCCCUGCUCAACCAUAAGCUCACCCACAAGACUGGGGACUUUAGAUGUGACUUUUGCAGCAAACCUUACACCAACUACAUGUCCCUUCGCAACCACAUGCGAAUCCACGGUCAGAAACGUUACAUGUGCGACCUGUGUGGGAAGGCCUUCCGAUUGGCCCGGUACCUGCGCAACCACCAGAGGAUUCAUGACGACGGGCCCAAUCGCUUUGACUGUCCCUCCUGUUGCAAGAGCUACCGGACCAUGCUGGAGCUGGCCCAGCACCGGUGCACUGCUGCAGCAUCCAACCAGAACCGGUUCAACUGCCCGUCCUGCUUUAAGAGCUACCGAACCAUGCUGGACCUGGCCCAGCACCGCUGCAGCGCCGCGGCCAAAAACCAGUCUGGUGGUCGACGUUCCAACUACUCCUCCGGUCAUCGACGUCAGCAGCAGCAGAACAACGCCAACGCCAUGAUGCAGCCACAGCACGGAGGACACGGCCCGGAGGCUCUGCCCUCUCACUGUGUGUCACCCAUGUCUCAGGGGGGGCAGGGUGGAGGCGUGGCCAGCCAGGCAGUGCCUGACCCCCACCAGCAGGGCCGUCCUAGCUCUGUGUCCUCCCAGAGCAGCCAGCAGAGCAUGCGGACCUCCUCCUCCAGCAAACACGUGUCCACGUCCAGCGCCGCCCCAUCCUCCUCGUACUCUCUGCUUCAGCCUCUUGUUCCCGAGGUAAAGGAGAUGAGUUCGGGAUACACUAGACUGAGCGCCAACCCCAUGUCAAAGCACCAGGACACGUUCUCUUUGGCCCAGCAGCCGCUCACCACCAUCAACCCCAUCGGCCACGCCCUCCAUCCCAACAGAGCUCCCACGCUCAAACCUUCCCCCGUCCCACGCAGCAUCCCGGCCAUGCCCUGGGAGCGCUCCCUCUACAAUCAAUGAGACCUCUGAGAGCACCUGCCCCUCGACAUCGCUACCACCACCCUACACCCCGUCCUCAGGCCCGGCAUCAAGGAUGGAGGACUCUGGACGCCCAUCCAACACCUCAGUCAUCGUUUGGAACUUUGUUUGGGAACGGGCAUCGUGGAGAAAUAGAUGAGAUUGAUUACUGAGUAGUUAGGUUUAAAAUGUGUUGCCUUGACCCUGAUGUAUGAUCUAUGCCAUGUACUGGAUAUAAGUUAAAAUGUCUGUCCUCACUAAGAGUUGUUAUCCCUCUAGUUAUGAAAGUAUCUAUCCUUUAUAAAUAGUGUCCCUCACCGGCCCCACCGGCUCCAUAUAUACGAAGACCAGAGAGGCGCCACAACAGAGACCGGCCGUUGGGUUCAGCAGAGGUUCAGAGGUUUCUGGAACGUAAAGGGAAAAUGGAACCACAGACUCUUUUUCCACAAACCUCCUCAAACACAGAACAUUGUGUAUAUGCUGCGUCCGGACCGGUCCAGACUGUGUGAGGACGCCUCCUCUGCCCGUACAGCGCCGAGCAAACAACCAGGACCGUGACAGGGAUACGCGGGCCGGGGUCGGUCGGACCCGCCGGUUUCCGCCGCGUGGUGGGAACGGACCUCUUUGUUACCCAGUAACUCACAGUUUGGUGCCAUGUUCCUUGUGACACUCAACUGAACUGACUUUUUUUUUUUCCUACCGUUGCAUCUGAUCGGUGGCUCGUUGUUACUGUAGUUUACGGAUCUGUUGGCCGGGAAUCAAACCUAGAUUAGUCUCCACACGUUUCGUUCCAAACCGACUGUUACCAUGUUUGUUCCUUUCACCUUGAAGCACUUUAUGGUAAGUGCUGUGUUCAUCUCCACCUCUAGUCUAUAGCUCUGUCAGCUGUGAUGUAAAGUCGCCUUACAUCAACCCUCAUCACUAACACCAGCAGCAGGACGGGGUCUGGUUUGGCCCUUUGUAUUAUGGCUGUACAAUCUGGCCACUGUAUGUGUGCAGCUCUGGACCCCCCCACCCCCCGGCUCUCAGCCUCCAGUGUUGAUUUACCUGUAGAGAAAACCUCCGACCUGCAUUUCACUGCACCACGGCUAGAUUUAGUUAACGCCUACAGGGUGUUUCAAUAAGCAGCCGGUCAGUGUUUGGCUGGAUAAUGGGAAUAAACGAAUAACCGUCUAAUCUUGGCUCUAGUGUGUUGUUAGGUUAUCUUGCUAACAUGGUGCUCAUUGAAAUACCCCCGUUCUACUGACAUUGUAUUUUCUCUUAAAGUUUUUUUAUUUUUGUUCAUGAUGUUUUUCAUUGUUGCUUUCUCUCCUUGUAAAGUGUCUUUGAGUAUUUAGAAAAGUGCUAUACAAAUAAAAUGUUUUAUUAUCACCAUCA
Molecule: messenger RNA, 3067 nt
Organism: Betta splendens (Siamese fighting fish)
Lineage: Eukaryota; Metazoa; Chordata; Actinopteri; Anabantiformes; Osphronemidae
Product: zinc finger protein 646-like
Exons: 7
Coding region: 431-1693 (420 amino acids)
Biological process (GO): regulation of transcription by RNA polymerase II
Cellular component (GO): nucleus
Molecular function (GO): RNA polymerase II cis-regulatory region sequence-specific DNA binding; DNA-binding transcription factor activity, RNA polymerase II-specific
Source: RefSeq, a predicted model, not a curated record